Molecule: messenger RNA, 1137 nt
Organism: Oldenlandia corymbosa var. corymbosa
Lineage: Eukaryota; Viridiplantae; Streptophyta; Magnoliopsida; Gentianales; Rubiaceae
Source: the annotation of a GenBank genome assembly
AUGGCGACUAUGGUGGUGGUGCAGCCUAAGCAACCAUCUUUUUCUGUUCUGCAAUCAUCUGUUUCUGACUUCAACGGUGUCAAAUUAGCACCCUCAGUUCAGUAUAAAAGGAAGGUAUGGCAGCCAAGAGGAGCUCUGAAGAUUUCAGCAUCAGCUGCAAAGAAAAUUCUCGUCAUGGGUGGAACCAGAUUUAUUGGUAUCUUUUUGUCCAGACUUCUUGUGAAAGAAGGCCAUCAGGUAACUCUGUUCACCAGAGGGAAGGCACCUAUCAGUCAGCAAUUGCCUGGAGAGUCAGAUGCAGAUUAUGCAGAAUUUUCCUCCAAGAUACUGCACUUGAAGGGAGACAGACAAGAUUUUGACUUCGUGAAGAGCAGUCUUGCAGCUGAAGGCUUUGAUGUAGUCUAUGAUAUUAAUGGUCGUGAAGCAGUUGAAGUAGAGCCCAUAUUGGACGCCUUACCUAAUCUUGAACAGUACAUAUACUGCUCUUCAGCUGGUGUUUACCUCAAAACUGAUUAUCCCCCACACUUCGAGGUUGAUGCAGUUGAUCCGAAGAGUAGGCACAAGGGAAAACUUGAAACUGAGAGCUUAUUAGAUGCACGUGGUGUUAAUUGGACUUCCUUGAGGCCAGUCUACAUCUAUGGACCAUUGAACUACAACCCUGUUGAAGAGUGGUUCUUCCACAGGCUGAAAGCUGGUCGUCCAAUCCCAAUUCCCACCCCCGGACUGCAAAUAACACAACUUGGUCAUGUUAAGGAUCUCGCAAAGGCUUUUGUUCUGGUUCUUGGCAAUGAGAAGGCAAGCCGGGAAGUAUUUAACAUAUCUGGCGAGAAAUAUGUUACCUUUGACGGAUUAGCUAAAGCAUGCGCGAAGGCUGGCGGAUUCCCUGAGCCUGAGAUCAUUCACUACAAGCCCAAAGAUUACGAUUUUGGUAAAAAGAAAGCAUUCCCAUUCCGUGAUCAGCACUUCUUUGCAUCAGUCGAGAAAGCGAAGAGUGUGCUCGGGUGGAAACCAGAAUUUGAUCUGGUGGAAGGUCUCACAGACUCAUACAACUUGGACUUUGGCAGGGGAACAUUUAGGAAAGCUGCAGAUUUCUCCACUGACGACAUCAUCCUUGGCAAAAGUCUCGUGUCUGUUUGA